This is a messenger RNA of Triticum turgidum subsp. durum (durum wheat), 1080 nucleotides long. The record is from the annotation of a GenBank genome assembly. Lineage: Eukaryota; Viridiplantae; Streptophyta; Magnoliopsida; Poales; Poaceae.
AUGAGCGGCGGCGGCGGAGGAGCGGCGGCGACGCAGGGGCAGCAGGAUCUGCAGCUGCCGCCGGGGUUCCGGUUCCACCCGACGGACGAGGAGCUGGUGAUGCACUACCUCUGCCGGCGCUGCGCCGGCCUGCCCAUCUCCGUGCCCAUCAUCGCCGAGGUCGACCUCUACAAGUUCGACCCAUGGCAGCUCCCAAGUACGUCCUCCAUGCCCCGGCGCAGCAUGCAUGCAUGCAUGCCUAGGAAUGGCGCUGUACGGCGAGAAGGAGUGCCGCUGGCCAUCAAGAAGGCGCUCGUCUUCUACGCCGGCAAGGCCCCCAAGGGCGACAAGACCAACUGGAUCAUGCACGAGUACCGCCUCGCCGACGUCGACCGCUCCGCCCGCAAGAAGAACAGCCUCAGGUUGGAUGACUGGGUGCUGUGCCGGAUCUACAACAAGAAAGGCGCCUCGGAGAGGCCGGGCGCCGAUGCAGUCGGCAGCGCCACUAGCCUUUACCUCUACAUAUGGUGUAGGCGUGCAGCACUUCAGCAUCCAACGCCACUGUCCAGUGGAGCCCAACUCCAUAUCCCCUCGACCCCCCUUCUUGGAUUCUUGCACGGGUACGGCGGCGAGCCGGCGCAAGUCUCUGAACUGGGAUGCAGAGCACAGCGAUGCGCAGCAGCGCGACGCACGAGUACCGCUCCGCGCCGGACUAGCAGCAUGGCAGCACGUGAGUGUAGGGAGACGGGCGCAUACCAAGAAGUGAAUCAUGACCUUGCUAAGAAGGUGAUGAACACACCGAAUAGUCGACAUUCAGGGUCAAUAGCUUCUCAUGAUGGAACCAGUGGCACUUUAGAUUUAAAGAGUCACAUGAGAUCUUGUGGUGCUAGGCAUGCACCAAUAGGCCCAAAGCAACAAAAGUUAAGGUUGCGAAAGGUUGAUGAUGGAAACGCCAAUUUGGAGAAUAUUAUUUUUGAUCAAGAUGUUGCCAGGAAAGAGCUUCCACUAAUGAUUUGUGUUCAUGAGUACCCUCUAUCUAUGGUUGCUCACUUGGGUUUCAGAAUUUUUGUUCAGCAUGACAACCAAUGUUUAGAAUGGUAG